UUGGAUUUUAUGCGUCUUCGAACGCCAUAAAGUGUGCGCCUCUUCGUGUUAUGAUGCAAAAAAUAGCGUUAAUUAUAACCUCGCGAUUAGAAGCUCUUUUAUUUUUCAACCAGUUAGAAACUCAUUACAUGAAACUGCUAUCGAUUAAGUGAAAUUACGUAUACAAAAAUGAAGUUUUCUGAAGGGGAUUCAGUGCUUGCCAAAUAUCCAUCCACAACAGAAUAUCGGAAAGGCAAAAUAUUAAGUGCCCGAGGAGAUCAGUAUAAGGUGCAAUUUGAAGCUGGAGCAGAAUACACUAUUCACUCAACUGAUAUAAAGUCAACUAGACGAGCACGAAGUACAGUACGAUCCAGCAGCAGGGGAAGAAAGCCUCGAGCUACUUCAGGUAUGAGAUCUCCUAGUAAACGGUCACCUGGCAGAUCUCCAAGGAAACGUUCUCCUGGAAGAUCUCCAUCUACUAGAGCAACUUCAACAAGGGGCAAGUUUGCACGUAUCUCUUUGCCACGAAUAGAAGUACCUACUGAAACAAGCAGUGUUAAGAAUAUAGUUAGUUCAAAAAGUACAAAUGAUGAUGAGCACUCUAUUGAGUCGUUACCUCUCCAGUCCCGAUUGAGAGGGCUGGGGGUAGUUACACGUAGAUCAUCAAGAUUACAAUUAACUACUACAAAACCUGAAUCUGACUACAAAAUGGAAAUGUUGACAAGAAGUAUUAAUAGAGCUGUGUCACUUCCGAUAGAAAGGAAACUUCAGUUACAUGAUUUUAAUAUAGAGAGCAAGGAGAGAGGUCUCUCGGUACAAAGGGAUCAAGAUCUUUUGAAGGCUAUGCAUUAUGAAAAGGAAGCAGUACAAGAUUUUCCAGUAAUAGAAAAACGGAAAAUAGAAAUAAAUAUGGUCAGUGAACCUCAAGAAUGGGGAGGACGCUUCGGAUCAUUUAUUCUCAUAAUUUUGACUCCAUUGCUUAUAAUAUUACCGCAACUAAUGUGCACCCAGAAAAAUUGCAAAUUUGGCUACCCCAAAUUACCGGAAGAUGUAAAUUCGUAUAUAAACUUGAAGGCUUUUGGAACAUACUUGGGAUUUUUCUUGUUUGUGGCAUUGGCUUCAAUCUGCCCAAUCGGAAAGAAGGUUGAUGGUCUCGAGAACAGAAGUGGAAGACUACAAUACCGUUUAAAUGGAUUUUUAUCAGCUAUUUUAUCAUUACUUAUAUUUAUCGUAUGUAUAUAUAAAGAACUGGGAGUUACUGAUCUCAUUAUAGAUAAUUACAUACAAUUUUCAAUCAGUGGGUGGCUUCUUGGAGUAAUCUUGUCGGUAUUAUUGUUUAUCAAGGGAGGUAAAGCUCCUAUCGCGAGCCUCAACAUACAUGGUUCUACCAACAGUCGAAUUUAUAAUUUUUGGCAGGGAAGAGAGAUAAAUCCACGAAUUGGUCCCCUGGACGUUAAAAUGACCAUUUUCCGUACAGCCAUGAUAGCUACGAUGCUUAUAAAUUUAACCAUUGUGAUCAAAUCAAUUGAAGAGGCACAGAGUUAUUCUCUAGAGUACCUUCGCAUUAGUGUUCUAUUGAUUGCGUCAUUACAAAUAAUUUAUACCAUGGACGCGUUAUUCUUCGAGUCUACAAUUUUGUCGUCUUUCGAAAUAAUGCACGAAGGGACUGGCUACAUGUUAAGUACUGGCUACAUGUUAUUUCCAUUUUUACCAACCAUUACAACAAAAUUCGCUUUGUACAAUAAGACAAGGUUCAGUUAUUUGCUCGGCUUCCCUGUAUUUUUCUUCAUAAUUGGAUACUUGCUCUAUAGGUUCAGUAACUCGCAGAAACACGAAUUCAGAAGGAAUCCUCUAUCACCUGCUGUAGCACACCUGGAUACUAUUUCAACCAUACGCGGCAAGAAGCUUCUAGUGUCUGGCUUAUGGGGCCAUGUAAGACAUCCGAAUUAUUUAGGUGAUAUAAUAAUGUGGUGGUCGAUAUCAUGUAUAACUUUAGCAUGUGAUAUUUUGCCUCAUUAUUAUGCGAUCAUGUGCACAGGAUUGUUAGUCCACCGAGCAAUAAGAGAUAAUGAACGCUGCAAAGUGCGCUAUGGAUUAGCUUGGGAACAGUAUAUGUCGCGUGUAAAGUACAUGAUUUUAUAUCGUAUAUUUUAGAGUUACACAUUCUUGUGUAUACAAUUUUAGUAAGAUAUUGGAUGCUAAAAUCCAACACAAAAAUUUGUACCUUUCAAUUUCUGCAAUGCUCAUUAUUUUAUAACAUGACAUUUUACUUAUCUAUAGCAAAUGAUCUUUUAAACUUUCAAGUGAUGAAUCAUAGAAGUCGAAUAAUAAAUAUUUUAAAAUCUAAAAAAAAUGCAAUCAUGGCACUUGAUGUAUAAGUUUAAAUGUACAGUUGAUCUUUUGUAAAGAUCUUAUUUACGAAAUCUGUAAAAUAAGAAGGAAAAGUGCUAUUUUAUUAAAAAAAAAAAAAAAAAAAAAAAAAA
Messenger RNA from Megalopta genalis, 2462 nucleotides. It is a transcript of the gene LBR, whose product is annotated as lamin B receptor. NCBI's taxonomy places the organism in Eukaryota, Metazoa, Arthropoda, Insecta, Hymenoptera, Halictidae. Gene Ontology annotation, biological process: cholesterol biosynthetic process. Gene Ontology annotation, cellular component: nuclear inner membrane; endoplasmic reticulum membrane. The record is from RefSeq and is a predicted model, not a curated record. Gene Ontology annotation, molecular function: Delta14-sterol reductase activity.